AUGACGGCGACAUCACACAUGCAACAGCAGGCCUCUGACUCAGGUCCCUCCUCGACCGCAGCACCACCCUCGAAGAAGGGGUCUGGCCGCAAACCCAAAAUCUUCUCCGAAUCGCAAGGUCUCUCGCACCUCCUCGCUCUCGCCACAUCCGCCGGCUCCUCAGUAGAAGAUCGUGAUCGCCAACGCUCAAAGCACAGCAAGGAGGUGAUUAAGGCAAAGAAGCAGCAGGCGGCUGCGGGCCAGGAGAAAAAGCGCAAAGCUGCGAAUAGAAAGACUGAGGUGGGCGCCGCCACGGGGGCAGCGAGGAGUAAGAGUGCAAUUAGGGCUGAGCUGAAGGAGAAGGCGAGGGUAAAAGCUAGGGAGAGAAAGGAGAGGAGGCGAGCGGCGAAAAGUGGUGUCAAGGCGGGUGAAGAGGCAGAGGAGGAGCCAUCUGACAACGAUGAGGCCGAGGAGGAGGUAAUCGCCGCCGCAAGUCCGGAGCUCAAGGCGCAGAAGAAGAUGCUCGUGCCCGCCCUAGCGUCCUCGUCCUCGUCAUCACGCAAAGUGAAGGGAGCGCCAAUCAAGGCAGCCGCACCGAAGAAGAAGCGCGUGGCCUUUGCAUAA
Messenger RNA from Jaminaea rosea, 603 nucleotides. RefSeq lists its product as hypothetical. The transcript has a single exon. The record is from RefSeq and is a predicted model, not a curated record. The coding region runs from base 1 to 603 and encodes 200 amino acids. Lineage: Eukaryota; Fungi; Basidiomycota; Exobasidiomycetes; Microstromatales.